CGCGAACGUUCCCAUUCGUUCAUCUUCAACGCGAACGCUGGUUAGACAAUGCGAACAUCAAGAACUCAAGGCGCCAAAUCCACUCCGUCCUCACAAAAUCAACUUGAACAACAACACAAACGCCAAACAAAGCAACGCAACCAAAAAGAGCAAAACAACCAAUCAAUCAACCAUGAACUGCUUCCGCCCAACCAUCCAACGUGCCACUCUUGCUGCCAUGAGACGGGCUCAAUCCACUGCUGCUGCUGGACCAGCACAGGGUGUCCACAACCUUUCCCCACAAAGUGCUGUACCACCUCAUCUUCGCAAGAACAUGGACAAGGGUUUCAAGGCGCACUUUCUGAGUGAUCCAUCCACAUACCCCAUCAUUGUCAUUAUGGGUUGUGCUAUUACUUUCAUGACUGGCAUGGGGUUCCACGCCCUUGCCUAUUACAAGGAUCUUCGCAUUUCUCCUUCAUCCAAGCACACUGAGCUGCAAACAUGGGGAAGUGAAAAGGUCACCCCUGUUGUGGCAGUGGUUGGAACAAGGAACCCCUACUAUGCGGUUGCUUUCCAUGAAGGACUUGGAGUGAACCAUGAGGAAUGGCUCAAGCAAAAGGCUGAAGCCGAUCGUGCCCAAAAAGCAUAGGUUUGUCUCACGAACAAGAAGAAUGAAGAAAAGGUGCACCAAGAAUGCGUCAUUGCCAUGAGGUGGUACCAUACCGGUAGCUCUCUUGUAGCCUGUUGGAUGCCAACAUAAAAGAAAAAGGAAAAUGCCUGGCACAAGAGUGUUUGCAUAAUAACUGAUAUAAGAAUCAUUUU
Molecule: messenger RNA, 801 nt
Organism: Seminavis robusta
Lineage: Eukaryota; Bacillariophyta; Bacillariophyceae; Naviculales; Naviculaceae
Source: the annotation of a GenBank genome assembly